Myxocyprinus asiaticus (Chinese sucker) is the source of this 2182-nucleotide messenger RNA. RefSeq lists its product as uncharacterized. The transcript is spliced from 3 exons. The record is from RefSeq and is a predicted model, not a curated record. Bases 166 to 795 code for a protein of 209 amino acids. NCBI's taxonomy places the organism in Eukaryota, Metazoa, Chordata, Actinopteri, Cypriniformes, Catostomidae.
GUCCUUUCAUUGGUCAGAGCGGGACAGUAAGUGACACGUUCCGCGCGCUUGACACAGACACAGACAGCCAGCCAGGCUGUUUACUACGCCUGUAUAUCGCUUUAUCUAAAGCAACUCCAAAUAUUCAACAUGCACAUGAUACCAAGACACUAGUUCACAGAAAAGAUGGAGGACGUGGCCUCAGCCCCUGUUCUCGCAGACCCGUCCCAGCCUGCAUUUUCCCACCCAUCAGUCUCCUUGUGUCGCAACCGCAAGUCUGGAACAGCCAACAUCUUUCAGGGGGUGAACCUGAGGCAGCUCAGACGGCUCUUCCACGCAGCUGGGGAACCGGAUGCUGACCAGAAAGCUCGGAUGGUGUGGGGGAACCGGAGAGUAGGGGCCAGUGAGGAUGGGGUGGACGGGGAAGAAGAGGAUGGAGGGAUGACGGAGGUAGAGACGGGGCUGGCACAGGCGUUGGUGGGACUAAGGGUUCGAGCUCGGAACAGAAGUGGACUCAGGGUGGAGUCUCAUAAGGACACUGCAGGAACGAGAUGGGUCCGAGCAUUUGGUCAUCUCAGAAUCAACGAGGGGUCACUAGGCCAAUCGUCUGAUGUCAUAACCAGAGAAGGUGAUGAUGAUGCAUCUGCUUUGGGAGCCUGUGGAGGGCCGGGCACGUUUGAGGCUGGAUCAUGUGACCAAGCUGACUUCCUGCCCCCAGACGAAGAGACUCAGGGGGCGUCUGGUGGUCCCAGAUGGAGUUGGAAUGCUGUUCAGCAGAAAGACCCAGAACGCUACCUGCACCGGAUCCGACACUGAUACCGCUAGCGGAAAAUGGAACCGUGCGGGAUUAACACUAAUUUAAAGCAUGGAAUUAAAUUACUGCCCAGAAUAAGAUGUUAGGCAGAAUUUUAGUCUCAGUCACCAUUCGCUUUUAUUGUAUGGAAAAAGGAUGCAUUGAAAGUAGAUGGUGACUGAGACUAAAAUUCUGCCUAACAUCUUAUUCUAGUGUUCCACAGAAAAAAGUAAUACGGGUUUGGAACGAGUCAGAAUUGUCAUUUUUGAGUGAACUACUCCUUUAAACGAGCAAUGAACAACACUACAGCCCUGCGUGGCUGGGAACGGACAUGAACAAUAAUCCCACAGGAUGUGAGUUCUGUUAUACCUGGGAAUUGAGGCACAGAGUUGUUGGGAAAUCCUCAAACUCUACAGAUUUGUGCCAUUCUCACGACCUCUUACCUCAAGCACACUACCAGAUCACACAACAGCAGUGGAACACUAUUAAAGGGAUAGUUCGCACAAAAUGACACUUCUUUGAUCAUUUAUGCACACUAAUAUCGUUUCAAACCCGUAAAACUUUCUUCUGUUGAACACAAAAUGUUAGACAGAAUAUCCAAGUUGUUCUAUUACAUACAAUGAAAGCGAAUGGGGACUAAUGACUAAAAGCAUCAUAAAUGUAAUUGUAUGACUUCAGAAGUCAUGGUAUUUGGCACACGAGUUGUAUGGACUUCUUUUAUGGUGCUUUUUGGAGCUUAACUGCUAAAGUCACCAUUUACUUUCAUUGUAUGAAAAAGAGUAGUCUGAACAUUCUGCUAAAUUGACAUGAGUGGUGAGUAAAUGAUAACAGAACUAGGAUUUUUGUGAACUAUUCCUCCAAUUUUAAACACAACAGUGACUCAAAUCUCAUUGAAGCUUCCAGAGCCCUGCCUCUUUUUCUUCUUUUCUAGAAUGAAUGUAUGGGGGCUGGAAAUUGAUGGUUUUCUAUUAUUUAAUGUUAUGUGCUGUAGUCCUUCUUCAGGGAGAGUUCUGACUCCGGGUGGUGUUUAAUAGUCAAUAUAUAUAAUGUGUGUUCGCAUUUACUGCAACAGUGCAGUUCUCUUCUAAUCAUUAGUGUGGAUUUAGAUACUGUCUGUGGUAAUAUGUAAAUUAUGCAUUAGCAUUAUGCACCAGUAGGUGACGUUAUAUGGAGAUAUGCUGGACACUAAUCAUUCUUACUAAUCAUUUAAUGUCUUCUUCUGUCACAUAGACAGACAUUUAGAAGCAAUACGGCUUGACUAAUCAAAUGUAGCUAAAUGUAGUCUUUAUGAAGCCUCAGAAAUCAACUGUUGGCAUUUUGCAUAAAGGUGGUUUGAAAGUGAGAACACUAAAUGUGCAAGAGGAGUUGUUAUUUUUCACAUUGUCUUUAAGUUGGAACUUCCGAUUAAAA